Molecule: messenger RNA, 2132 nt
Organism: Erythranthe guttata (spotted monkey flower)
Lineage: Eukaryota; Viridiplantae; Streptophyta; Magnoliopsida; Lamiales; Phrymaceae
Product: 2-methylpropanoate--CoA ligase CCL4
Source: RefSeq, a predicted model, not a curated record
UCAUAUGCGAUUGAAAAAUCAAAAAAUUAAUUCAAAAAAUACUAACCUUUACCUACCCACCCAGUUAGGACUUGGGACUAAAAAACUUGCUUUGGUCAAUGGAUGUAUUUAAACAAGGAAAAAUCCAACGUGGACACUAGCACAGACCUUAUCACCUUAAAUCAAACAAACACACCACCAAAUUGAUCACAGCAAAUAAAAUAAUAAUUUAUUCCGGCCAAUCCAUGGAUCAACUGAAGCCAAGUCCUCCGAAUUCCAGCCCUCUAACCCCGCUGGGUUUCUUGGAGAGGGCCGCCGUUGUUUACGCCGACUCCCCUUCAAUCAUUUACAACUCCACCACCUACACAUGGUCGGAAACCUACCGGAGGUGCUUGAAAAUGGCGUCUUCUCUCUCCUCUCUAGGAAUCAAAAGAUCCGACGUCGUUUCCGUUGUCGCACCUAACAUCCCCGCCAUGUACGAACUUCAUUUCGCCAUCCCCAUGUCCGGCGCCGUUCUUAAUACAGUCAACCUCCGGCUAGAUUCACGCACCAUCUCCGUCGUCCUCCGCCAUGCCCAAUCCAAGCUUGUUUUCGUCGAUUACCAGUCGGAAUCUUUAGUCCUUGAAGCCCUCUCUUUGUUCCCGCCGAAUUCCGACCGCCCUCUUCUUGUCCUUAUCGGAGAGGAUGACGAAUCGGGAAUCCGGCCAUCGGAGAAUAUUUACUGUGGGGAAUACGAGGAGAUGAUUUUGAGUGGUGAUUCGAGUUUCAACUGGGUUCGCCCGGAGACCGAGUUUGACCCGUUGACUUUGAACUACACCUCGGGAACCACGUCGUCGCCGAAGGGGGUGGUCCACAGCCACCGAGGAACGUUCAUCGUGGCCAUGGAUUCAUUGAUCGAAUGGUCGGUGCCGAAGGAGCCCGUUUACCUCUGGACACUCCCGAUGUUCCACGCAAACGGGUGGAGCUACACCUGGGGUAUGGCGGCCGCCGGCGGAACCAACGUCUGCCUCCGCAAAUUCGACGCCGACGCCAUCUACUCCGCCAUAAGGAAGUACAACGUGACCCACAUGUGCGGAGCGCCGGUUGUGCUCAACUUGCUGUCCAGUAUUCCAGACGGAAAACCCCUGGAAAGGCCCGUUUAUAUUCUGACUGCCGGAGCGCCGCCGCCUGCGGCGGUGCUCCUCCGAACAGAGUCGCUCGGGUUCGUGGUGAGCCACGGGUACGGUCUGACGGAGACAGGUGGGCUUGUGGUAUGCUGCACGUGGAAGAAGAAAUGGAACAAGUUUCCGGCGGCGGAGAAGGCGAGGCUGAAAGCUAGACAAGGCGUGCGGACCACCGGGAUGGCGGAGGUGGAUGUGAUCGAACCGGAAUCAGGGAAGAGUGUGGUUCGAGAUGGGAAAACACUGGGUGAAAUUGUACUGAGAGGUGGCUCCGUGAUGCUCGGGUAUCUCAAAGAUUCCGAGGGCACCUCGAAGUGCAUGAAGAAUGGCUGGUUCUUCACCGGCGAUGUUGGGGUGAUGCACCCAGAUGGGUACCUUGAAAUUAAAGACAGAUCAAAGGAUGUUAUAAUCAGCGGUGGGGAGAAUUUGAGCAGCGUGGAGGUGGAGUCGGUUCUCUACACUCACCCGGCGGUGAACGAGGCGGCGGUGGUGGCUCGGCCGGACGAGUUCUGGGGAGAGACGCCGUGUGCCUUUCUGAGUGUGAAGGAUGGUGUGAUUGAAAAGCCGACGGAGAAGGAAGUGAUGGAGUUUUGCAGGGCGAGGCUUCCGCACUACAUGGUGCCGAAGACGGUGGUUUUCAUGGAAGAGCUGCCCAAGACUUCCACCGGGAAAAUUCAGAAGUUUGUUCUUAGAGACAUGACCAAGGCUAUGGGAUCGUCCAGGAUCAGUAAACUGUAGUAGUACUGAGUCGACUCUGAGUCAGGGUCGAGUUGGUGGAAGAUUCUCGGCACUUUCUGACUUUUGGACUUUUCCGCAUUGAUUGUGGCAUCAAUUCUGUGUAAAUUUCUUAAAAGUGAAAAAACUUUCCCUAAAUCUAUAAAUUUAUAAAUAAUGUUUUUCAGAUAAAUAACUGUUUUCCUUGAAAAGAAUAAAGUCCAUUAUUGUUUUGGAUAUUUGUUUUUCGCUUUUUUGAAUUUAAAUUGUUGCAGCCCA